CACUCUCCGAAAGCAAUAUCCUAUACAUAUCCCUCGCCCGCCCUCGAAAAUAUGACACUCCACUUCCUUGCUCUAAAGCAUGACUCUUCGCACCUCCCACAAUCUCCAUAUAAAGCUAAGUCCUUCACCCACAAUUAAUUCAUUCUAUUAAUAACCUCAUUUUAAAAUUUAAAUUAAAAUAAAAUUUGGUCAUUUUAAUGUUAUAAACCUCGUAAAGUUAUUAAUUAAAGUUUGUAAAAUAAAUUAAAUUAAUUUUAAUUUAAAGCGAUGCGCUUAAAAACUGCUUUGUUGUUAACCUUAUUUUUUGUCGGCGCCAUCAUGAUAAAACAUGAUGGCCAUCAUGGUAAACGUAAACCGAAACUCCGAAAGAAAGUCGGAGUUGCAAAUUUUGGCAAGGCUGGGGACAAUGUUGGGGACAAAAUGUUUGUUGGAUUGGAGAAAAAAGUUGAACAAAUUGAGAAAAAAAUUGAGGAAUUUGACAAAGUUUUAAUGAACGAGGAAAAACUAGAAAUCGAAACAAUGCUGAAUUAUGUCAAAGACAUGAUUCAAGGAAGUGUUGGAAAUAUGAAUCAAAAGCUUUCGGAAGUUAAAGUUAUGGCUAUAGGAAUUUAUAAUGAAUUUAUGUCACAUUUCGAUUACAUUGCGACAUACAAAGUUAACGAGGAAUUGAUAAACAACGAAUAUUAUUUAAAUAAUAUUCUCAACACGCUUGUGAAAUCUCUUGAAGAUGGUAAAGUUGAUCGCGACACAAUGUCAAAUGCAUUUUUUAUUUGGAAGUAUUUCAUUUAUAAUUAUGAUUUUCUGUCAAAUAACGAAUCCAUCCAUGACAAGACUGCUAAAGGAGAGAAUAAACAUCAUUUCAUUUUUAAAAAUGAAUUACCAACUCGUCGUAAACGCGCUAUGAAUGUCAGCUCAACUCGUCCGCAACAUAUACUCAAGUUUGGGAUAAUUGUGGCAAAUAUUGCAGCUAUUUGUCUUUGUGUUUUACUUUGGAAACACAGUAAUUUCACCCUUCAGAUUCCAGCAGCCAACUAA
Molecule: messenger RNA, 1035 nt
Organism: Meloidogyne enterolobii
Lineage: Eukaryota; Metazoa; Nematoda; Chromadorea; Rhabditida; Meloidogynidae
Source: the annotation of a GenBank genome assembly